CGCCGAGGCACGUGUGCAGUCCCGGAAGCGGCUGCGGGAAGCUGCCCAGCGCGCGCCGCGGGAGGAAGCGCAGCCGGGUCCGCUGGGGUCGGGUCCGGCUGGACCAUGGAGCCGUUGCCUGAGCUCGCGCCUCGGCCCGGGCCCCGCUGUCUUCUGCUUCUCUCCCUGCUACUGUUGCUGCUGCUGCUACUGCCGACCCCGGAGCUGGGCUCCAGCUCCGCGCACGCCGAGGAGACCGAUUGGGUUCGACUUCCCAGCAAAUGCGAAGUGUGUAAAUAUGUCGCUGUGGAGCUGAAGUCUGCUUUUGAGGAGACAGGAAAGACCAAGGAAGUGAUCGACACAGGCUAUGGCAUCCUGGAUCGGAAGGCUUCCGGCGUCAAAUACACCAAGUCCAUUUCAGAGCCCCCAGACCAGAUGACCUAUCUUCCUUCCAGCUCUGACUUCCCUUUGGUGAGAUGCGCAGGAGCUCAGUCCCUCUUGUGCUCCUGUCUCUGCAGGGACUUACGCUUAAUCGAAGUCACUGAGACCAUCUGCAAGAGGCUCCUGGACUACAGCCUGCACAAGGAGAGGACCGGCAGCAACCGGUUUGCCAAGGGCAUGUCUGAGACCUUUGAGACCCUGCACAACCUGGUCCACAAAGGGGUCAAGGUGGUGAUGGAUAUCCCCUACGAGCUGUGGAAUGAGACCUCUGCAGAGGUGGCUGACCUCAAAAAGCAGUGUGACGUGCUGGUGGAAGAGUUUGAGGAGGUGAUCGAGGACUGGUACAGGAACCACCAGGAGGAAGACCUGACUCAGUUCCUCUGCGCCAAUCACGUGCUGAAGGGCAAGGACACCAGUUGCCUGGCAGAGCAGUGGUCCGGCAAGAAGGGGGACACAGCCGCCCUGGGAGGGAAGAAGUCUAAAAAGAAGAGCAGCAGGGUCAAGGCAUCGGGCGGCAGCAGCAAACAGAGGAAGGAGCUAGGUGGCCUGGAGGAAGACCCCAGCCCCGAUGAGGAUGAGGGCAUCCAGAAGGCGUCCCCUCUCACACACAGCCCCCCGGAUGAGCUUUGAGCCUAACCCAGUGCCCCCUGAACCGAGACCUCUGAUCUGGAACCUGAGGAAUCCGGGACCCCGCUCUGGCUGGCGGACAGCUGUCCUGUUCCAGGCCCUGCCUGGCGGCUUGCCACCAGGAAAGACAGGGUCAGGGAAGAACU
Mustela lutreola (European mink) is the source of this 1193-nucleotide messenger RNA. It is a transcript of the gene CNPY3, whose product is annotated as canopy FGF signaling regulator 3. The transcript has 7 exons. NCBI's taxonomy places the organism in Eukaryota, Metazoa, Chordata, Mammalia, Carnivora, Mustelidae. Gene Ontology annotation, cellular component: endomembrane system. The record is from RefSeq and is a predicted model, not a curated record. The coding region runs from base 106 to 1050 and encodes 314 amino acids. Gene Ontology annotation, molecular function: signaling receptor binding.